Molecule: messenger RNA, 1877 nt
Organism: Helianthus annuus (common sunflower)
Lineage: Eukaryota; Viridiplantae; Streptophyta; Magnoliopsida; Asterales; Asteraceae
Product: cyclin-A2-1
Exons: 12
Coding region: 193-1620 (475 amino acids)
Biological process (GO): mitotic cell cycle phase transition; regulation of cyclin-dependent protein serine/threonine kinase activity
Cellular component (GO): cytoplasm; nucleus; cyclin-dependent protein kinase holoenzyme complex
Molecular function (GO): cyclin-dependent protein serine/threonine kinase regulator activity
Source: RefSeq, a predicted model, not a curated record
CCCCCACACACACUCCCUACAAAUACAUACACCCACUCACUCUCACUACACUCUCUAUGUCUUCCGCAUGAUGCAUUUCGGUUGAGCCCUAGCUAGCUAGCUCUCUUCCGUCCGCCAUUCUUCAUCUGCUUCUCAGAGCAAGCUCUCGAAUGCAUUAUGCAGAUUUCAUGAAAAGGGAGUCAUUCUAACACCAUGUACCACUCAAUGGCAAGGCAAGCAAACAUGAAUAAAGAAAACGCACCCGGUUCUAAUAUUCAAAAGCCAAUUUCAAGGAUUACUAGAGCACGGGCUAAAGCCUUGGGCAUAUCCGGUGAUGCACUCCCACUACAGGCCAAACAUGAAUCCAACCGGGUUCUGCAACCAAACUGUAAACGAGCGUCAUCAGAUAACCGACCCACUGAUGUCGGUUCUAGCUUUCAGUCCAAGCGAAGGGCUGUUCUGAAGGAAGUCACUAACAUGCCCUUAAAUGAUUUAAAUACGAAAAUCAUCAAUGGAACAAAAAUUCAGGCUAGCAAGAAUACGAGAACUGUUGUUGAAUGGAAUACAAUGGUGGUACCCGCUGUAUGUGUGGGCCCUCAGGAUCAAAAGGGAAAGAUAAAAGUGACAGAUGAUAUGACCAAACAGAGCGUAAAGGAAUUAAGGCAAAUAACCGCACAGCUAAAGUUAGUGAAUGAUUUAGAAAGAAAACCAAGUAUAUAUUAUAAUCCAAAAGCUCUUAGAAGCUCUUUGCCAAAAGGAGAAAUACAUAUUUUUAACAAAGUGGAGGCUGCAAAUGAUCAAGUCAUUGUGGAUAUUGAUUCUAAGCACAAGGAUCCUCAAAUGUGCAGCUUAUAUGCAGCUGAAAUAUAUAACAAUUUACGAGCGGCAGAGCUAAAGGGGAAGCCUUUGGUUAAUUAUAUGAAAACAGUGCAGCGGGACAUAACACAGGAAAUGCGUGGUAUUCUUAUUGACUGGCUUGUAGAGGUUUGUGAAGAAUAUAAGCUAAAAUCCGAAACACUAUACCUAACAGUCACUCUUAUUGAUCAGUAUCUCUCUAAAAUGUACAUUGAGAAACAAAGGCUUCAACUACUCGGGAUAACCUGCAUGCUCAUUGCCUCGAAGUACGAAGAAAUUAUUGCUCCACGUGUUGAAGACUUUUGUUUCAUCACAGACGGCACCUAUACUAGAAGAGAGGUACUGGACAUGGAGCAUCAAGUUGUUGAUAUGCUGAGCUUUCAAAUUUCUGUUCCAACUGUAAUUAAGUUCCUUCGGAGAUUUAUUUUAGCAGCACAAAGUUCUUACAAGGUUCCUAUUGUAGAACUCGAAUAUUUGGCAAACUAUUUAGCAGAAUUAACUCUCACUGAGUACAGUUUUUUGAAAUUUCCACCAUCCCUCAUUGCUGCAUCAGCUGUUUUCUUAGCCAAAUGGACACUUGAUCAAGUUGAACAUCCAUGGAAUCCUACCUUAGAACAUUAUACUAAUUAUAAGGCGUCAAAGCUGAAAGAAACAGUUCUGGCUCUCCAAGAUAUUCAACUUAACAAAGAAGCCACUCUUCAUGCAAUACGUCAAAAAUACAUGCAAUAUAAGUUCAACAAGGUUGCAACCUUAAUCUCCCAAAAGCCGGUGAAACCUUUGUCCUAACAUUUGAUGAGAUUAGCUGAUGAUCUUACAUGGGAACAGGGCGAUUUAACAUUCAAUGACUUCUUGUCACCUUUGAUUAAUUAUAUUGAACAUUACUGAUCCCCUGCAGCAGCCUUUUAUCAUGUUGUAAGUUGUAACCACUAAGGAGCUGUUGUCUGUGAAAUCCUUGUAAUGUUUUGAACAUUAACAGAAUGUAUCUAAAUCAAUUGAUUGAAUCUUAUACAAUUCUAUUUAUUAAUUAUUACUCUUCUUCUUCU